CGCAUUACUAGGGCGACCGCCCGACGCUCCCGCUCCGGCAUGAAUUAGCGGCGGGUUCCGCCCGGAGCCUGCGACCCCCCGGACCCUGCCAGCUCGCCCUCGCGCCCCGCACGGCGUCGCGCGGCGUCGCCCGCCCGCCCGAGAAUCAUGGUGUCAUGGAAAGGAAUUUACUUUAUACUCACUCUGUUUUGGGGAAGCUUUUUUGGAAGCAUUUUCAUGCUGGGCCCCUUUUUACCUCUGAUGUUCAUCAACCCAUCUUGGUACCGCUGGAUCAACAACCGCCUGGUGGCCACCUGGCUCACGCUCCCUGUGGCCUUGCUGGAGACCAUGUUUGGGGUGAAAGUGAUCAUCACAGGUGACGCGUUUGUCCCCGGGGAAAGAAGCGUCAUCAUCAUGAAUCACCGGACGAGGAUGGACUGGAUGUUCCUGUGGAACUGUCUGAUGCGGUACAGCUACCUCAGGCUGGAGAAAGUGUGCCUGAAAGCCAGUCUCAAAAGCGUUCCCGGCUUUGGUUGGGCCAUGCAGGCUGCCGCCUACAUCUUCAUUCACCGGAAGUGGAAGGAUGACAAGAGCCACUUUGAAGACAUGAUCGACUAUUUUUGUGAUAUCCACGAACCACUUCAACUCCUCCUGUUCCCGGAAGGGACCGACCUCACGGAGAACAGCAAGGCUCGGAGCAACGACUUUGCCGAGAAGAACGGCCUUCAGAAGUACGACUACGUCUUGCAUCCGAGAACCACCGGCUUCACUUUCGUUGUGGACCGGCUCAGAGAAGGCAAGAACCUGGACGCCGUGCACGACAUCACCGUGGCCUACCCGCACAACAUCCCGCAGACGGAGCGGCACCUGCUGCGCGGCGACUUCCCGCGCGAGAUCCACUUCCACGUGCGCCGCUACCCGGUGUCGGCGCUGCCGCGCGCCAAGGAGGAGCUGCAGCUCUGGUGCCACCGGCGCUGGGAGGAGAAGGAGCAGCGGCUGCGCGCCUUCUACGCGGGCGCGGGCAGCCUGGGCCCGCCGGGCGGCGGCGCCGUCCCGCCCUGCAAGUCGGAGCUGCGCGUGCUGCUGGUGAAGGUGCUGUCGCUGGUGUACUGGAGCCUCUUCAGCCCCGCCAUGUGCCUGCUGCUCUACGCCUGCAGCGCCGCGCGCUGGUACUGCCUCGCCACCGUCGCCGUCUUCGUGCUGCAGGAGCGACUCUUCGGCGGGCUGGAGGUCAUCGAGCUGGCCUCGCACCGCGUCCUGCACAGGCAGCCGCCGCUGGCCGCCAGGAAGAGCGAGUAGCGGGAGGGGGAGGGGAGGAGCAGGCCUUUUCAAAAAUCAGAGUGAAAGACACAGAACAGUUUGGGACUUGGCGCCCAUGGAAAUCGGUGCCGAAAUGCCACAGCCCCUGCACCCCCCACCCGCCCCACGCCUGCCCCAGUGGGUCCCUCCCCCCACUCUCUGAAGGCCGAGUCUGCGCGUCCACUCUGCAGGGGCCCCCAAGGCGGGCGAUGUUUCCCCAGACUGACCGUCAACUCUCCAGCCUGCUUCCCGGGGGACGGCCCGAGAGGUGGCCGUCACCCGCCAGCUGGCCCGAGCCGGGGUCAGAGUGAGCAGGCCGGGGGCCGGGAGAGGUCACGGCGGAGCCCCCCCUCUCAGGCUUCGGGGAGGCCGGGCGUGGGACUGGGCCCUCCCGAGACAUCCCCCGAGAUGACCUCCCGACUCCGUGUCCCCCGACUCGGGGCUGCCCCCGCCCGGACUCCGGGGGGCACCGGUGUAACUGUUUACAUUUCCCCUGCACCCCGCGCUCCCAGUGCCUUAGCUCCGGGCUCCUGGCUGCCCUUCCUGCCCCAGGGUUCCGCAGUGCUUCUCCCAGUGAGAGUCUCAGUGGAGUUGGGGCGGCCGGGGACACCCCACUCACGGCUGGCCGGUGCCGGCUGGGUCUGGGUCUCAGAGGAGAGGCGCGGUGCAGGCCCUUUGUGUCUGGGAAGAUCACGGGCAAAACCCAAGGCUCAGAAAUCCCUCUGGACGGCCUUAGCGUCCACGGGGUGGCUGUGAGCCGUGUCCUGUGGAGACACACCCCGGAAUAAAGGUGACGUGGAUGAAACGCU
This is a messenger RNA of Sorex araneus (European shrew), 2087 nucleotides long. It is a transcript of the gene LCLAT1, whose product is annotated as lysocardiolipin acyltransferase 1. Gene Ontology annotation, molecular function: acyltransferase activity. The coding region runs from base 148 to 1278 and encodes 376 amino acids. Gene Ontology annotation, cellular component: endomembrane system. The transcript has 7 exons. The record is from RefSeq and is a predicted model, not a curated record. Lineage: Eukaryota; Metazoa; Chordata; Mammalia; Eulipotyphla; Soricidae.